Molecule: messenger RNA, 1491 nt
Organism: Glarea lozoyensis ATCC 20868
Lineage: Eukaryota; Fungi; Ascomycota; Leotiomycetes; Helotiales; Helotiaceae
Exons: 5
Coding region: 1-1491 (496 amino acids)
Molecular function (GO): oxidoreductase activity
Source: RefSeq, a predicted model, not a curated record
AUGGCUUGGCAGGCCUGGAACCCUUUUUACAGGAAAGAUGAGAAUACGAGAUAUGUUUAUGGAUAUCAGUUCCAGUGGACGCCGUUACAUCAGACUGCGGAGGAGUUGGAGUCGUUGAAGUUUAGUUAUGAUACCCUUGGCGAGAGGGCGCUAAAUCGGCUUGAUGAGAUUUCACCACCUGCGAGCAGUGGACAUAUUCCGAGGAAUAGGGAGAGGGAAAAGAGUGAUGAGGGUUUUGUUAGGGUGACGAAGACGGAUGGUGGUGGUGGAGGUGAGAAAGUAGGAAGUGAGAAAGAAGAGAGUAAGAAAGAGGAAAAGAAGAAGCGAGAUUUAUAUGAGUUAUUGAAAGACAAUGCGUCCGAGGGAGGUGCUUUAGGGGAGUUAUGGGAUCAAGUGAAUACUGUUCCUGAUUGGGUAGAUUGGGAUCAGAUUUCAAGAGGUCAAGAUGUGUUUUACAGAUAUGGUGGUCCUGCUUUGACAGCUCUUGCAUACCAGAGUUUAUUAGGAGGAAUGGCUGCUAGUAGAGUUACAGAAGUACUUGCACGCACUGGAGGCUUCUCACCUAAUGUUGCGAAACAACGAAUGUUCGAAACAACACAACACAUACUCCAAUGCACCCUUUCCCUCGAAUCCAUCCAACCCGGCGGCGCCGGCUUCCAAUCCACCAUCCGCGUCCGUCUCCUCCACGCAGCAGUCCGUCGUCGCAUCCUCGCCCUCGCCAAAUCCCGACCCUCCUACUACUCCGUCGCAGACUAUGGUGUCCCCAUCAACGACCUCGACAGCAUCGGCACCAUCUCCACCUUCUCCGCAACCCUCGUCUUCUUCGGCAUCCCGCGCCAACUAAUCUGGCUGCGGCCCCAGGAAAUAGAAGACUACGUCGCGUUAUGGCGUCUCAUAGCGUACUACAUCGGCGUCGACUCCUCCUACUUCUCUACCCCUGAGCGCGCCCGCGCCAUCAUGGAGUCAUUGAUGGUAUCGGAAAUCCAUCCCAGUGAGAUGAGUAAAGUAUUAGCGAAUAACAUAAUCACCUCGUUACACACCCAACCGCCUGCUUUCGCAUCAAGACAGUUCCUAGAAGCGAGCGCGCGGUGGAUGAAUGGGAAUCAAAUGGGCGAUGAACUCGGAAUGGGACGGCCUAGUUGGUAUUAUUGGGCUUUGAUGGCUGGACAGUGUGCGUUUUUUUGGGUGGGCAGUUGGUUGAAGAGGAUGAGUCCUAGAAUGGAUGCACAUGGUCUCAAGUCCCUCCGCCACCUCCUGUACCAAAACAUAAUCCACUCCAAAACCUUCGGUCUAGGCACCGAGACCGAUUUCGCAUUCAAAUACAUCCCGUCGUACAACCUCGUUGUCCCUGAUAACGGGGACGAGAUGAGCGGUCUGAUGGUUAAGGGCGUGGAGAGACGGAAUCUAUUGACGCUUGUUUUGGGGGGUGUUUUUGCGGGUGGUGUGUGUUGGGCGUGGACGAGAGGGUUGGUGGAGGUUGUGAGGUGGUGA